AAAAAAAAAAAAAAAAAAAAAAAGACUCUAUUUUUAUUUUUAUAAGAUUGUACCUGGUAAUAUGAAUGCUGCUAAAAUGAAAGAAACUUUGAUCAUGACAAUUUAUAUCCUGAAGUGAUAAGGAAAUACUAUAAGGAAAGAGUUUAUCUGCGUAAUACAUUAACUCAAUAGUCAUAUGUAGUUUUGCAAAAGUUCUUUAAAGUAUUACUGCUUAACUUCAUUCUAAACAAGUUUAUCUAUUGUGUAACAUUCUAUUCUUCUAUAAGAUUCUAAUCAGCCAUCCAAAUUUUACACUAAAUAACAUAAAGUAAGUUGAAUGGACUUAUUGUCGGCUGAAAUUGAGUCUACAUGUGUUUAUAACAACAGAGUUUAAGAGAUCUUGUUAACAAGAAUACUUUUUAGACUCUUGAAAGUAACAGUAGCUAUAUGAAUGACUACAAUUCUCGAUUUAUAGCAAGUAGCUACAAUAUAAUUCUGAUUUUAUUCAUAAUGAUAAAACCCUUCAUUCGUCUGUUUCAACAUAUUAAAGGAAUAGGAUUUUCAGAUAAGCUAAAGUUUUAUAUCUUUGUAGCUAUGUAUAAUGUGCUUUUGAAAUAAAAAAUAAAAUAAAAAAAG
This is a messenger RNA of Cokeromyces recurvatus, 615 nucleotides long. RefSeq lists its product as uncharacterized. The record is from RefSeq and is a predicted model, not a curated record. Bases 427 to 597 code for a protein of 56 amino acids. Lineage: Eukaryota; Fungi; Mucoromycota; Mucoromycetes; Mucorales; Mucoraceae. The transcript has a single exon.